Benincasa hispida (wax gourd) is the source of this 2209-nucleotide messenger RNA. NCBI's taxonomy places the organism in Eukaryota, Viridiplantae, Streptophyta, Magnoliopsida, Cucurbitales, Cucurbitaceae. The record is from RefSeq and is a predicted model, not a curated record.
ACUUUACUAAGCUCAGGUAGUGGGACAGCAUAAUUUUGACCUAUUUGGAGUGAUCAUGGAUGGCACCUGGAUUUGACAUAGCAUGUUUCGUUUGGAGUUGUAGGGGGUUCUGAAAUGGAAAUUGAUGGACUAAGAUUUGACCUUUUCCCUUUCAAUUAUCUAAUUGGAAUUUCUUAUGGUGAAGUGCAUUCUUGAUUGAUCUUCCUCUACCUUUUUUUCAGUUUACAGAUGAGGAAAUUGAACGCUGCUAUGAAGAAUUUUAUGACGAUGUGCAUACUGAGUUUUUGAAGUACGGGGAAAUUGUUAAUUUCAAGGUCUCCUGCAUUUGGUGUGUAGAAAUGGCUCUUUCCACUUAAGGGGAAACCUUUACGUGCACUAUAAGUCGGUGGACUCAGCUGUGCUUGCUUAUAAUGCCAACAAUGGUCGUUUCUAUGCAGGGAAACAGGUAAUAUGUGAAUUUGUAAAUGUUACCAGAUGGAAGAUAGCUAUAUGUGGGGAAUUUAUGAAGACAAGGUACAAGACGUGUUCUCAUGGAACAGCUUGUAAUUUCAUUCAUUGUUUUCGAAAUCCUGGUGGGGACUACAAAUGGGCCGACAGUGACAAACCUCCUCCACGAUAUUGGUUGAAAAAAAUGGCUUUUCUGUUUGGUUAUUUAGAUGAAUCCGAGAAUGAAAAACAUACUGAGCUUGACCACUGGGACAAGUUCGGAAAAUCCAGCAAGUCAAUGUCAACAGAUGUCGACAGAUAUCGUUCAAGAAGAUCUAAAUCUAGAAGUCUGGACCAUGGGUCUAGAAGAAGUAACAACAGUGAAAAUGACUAUAAAUGGAUCAGGCACUCUCGUGGGGAAAAAGUUUAUGAGAAGCAGCAAAGUUUGGAUGAAGAAGAAUAUGAGAAGGCAAAAUAUGACCAACGGAGAAAAAACAGAUCUAAUGAUGCAGAUUCUGACGAAUCAGUGGAUAAGUUUGAGGAGAGAAGCAAAGAUAGAGAUCGUGGUAGGAGAUCAAGACAGCCUAGAAAACAGGAUAGCAAAUGGGGAACUGGUAUUCGAGAUGCAGAUCGUGAUGGCAAUAAGGACACAUCAAAUGAUACUGAUGAAGGCUGGUCAAGUGGUGAUGGGGACAAAGAUGGGCAUCAACACAAAAGAAGGAAAAGCAAUGGGCGUGUUUCUGGGACUUUUAAAUCCACAGAUGGUUCUCCAAGCAAGAGCGUAAUUAAGGAUUAUGAUACACGCCGAAUUUCUUCUUCUGAUAGAAACAAGGAGAGGCGUCUAACAUAUGGUGGGAAACCCAAGAAAGCAAGAAGUCCAAGUGCAGGAAAAUCGGGUAGUCAUUACUUUGAGUCAAGUUCUAGGGACUUGAACACUGAGGAUGGUUACAGCAUCGAUUCCUUACAUAAUGAUGUCCUAUCAGAUGACAGUUGGGAGGCAUCUAUUUCAGAUCGAUAUGUUGAGAGAUUCAAACCACUGGAUCUCGACAAAGAAUAUUGUAGCAACGAGCGAAUCGACAAGGAAAACCGAUGGGAUCCUGAAAGAAGUUACGAUGAAUUUGAGAAAUGUAGGGAGACUACAAGUGCUAUGUGCUGUGAAUCGGGAAGCCCUGUUUGCGAAGGUGAAAGAAGUAAAUCAGAUGUUCUAGAUACAGUGGACUGCCACGGUUACAAAGUUAACAAGCGAAAUCAUAGGGAACUCGAAAGUAGUAACUCAUAUAAACCCCGAAGGUCUCAAAAGAAAUCUUCUCGGCAUGAUGAUGAUCAGUAUUUCAGUGAUUUGAAAUCAGAGAAUACGAAUUCUGAUGGCUAUUAUCUUAGUAAACGUCCUAGGAGCACCAGUCAUUCUAGGACAAAGAAGCACAAACAUAGCUAAGAGAAGGAAACCACCAGGAAAAAUCCCAGACGAUCAAUUUGGAACUUUCAUAUCAUACAACUUAUGCUUACAAAGAAGUCAAUUUUAACCCGCACGAGGCUCAAAAAAGAAUUUAACUUGAAGUGCUAUGCAUAUUAUCUAUAUGCUUAUUGUAAAGAAGAGAACUUGCUUCUGCAUUUCCUUGAAAAGAAAUGAAAAAUUCUAGGGAUAUGUUCACUUUUGAAAUUUUAUUUUAAGGAAUGGUUGAUGCCAAUGACAUAGAAAAGGAUGACAUGAAGAGAAUGCGGAUUUGCUGCUAGGAACUUGAACCAACCUUUUGUUUGCCCCUUUCAUAUUGUCAAGUAUUUG